Corylus avellana is the source of this 447-nucleotide messenger RNA. NCBI's taxonomy places the organism in Eukaryota, Viridiplantae, Streptophyta, Magnoliopsida, Fagales, Betulaceae. The record is from RefSeq and is a predicted model, not a curated record.
AUGUCAUCUAACCAAUUGACUGGUAGGAUUCCUUUUGGAAUGGGAGACUUGUCACAACUUCGAUUCUUGAACUUGUCGGAUAAUUUUCUAACUGGUUUCAUUCUAAAUUCUUUCCAAAACUUGAAAAACAUGGAAAGAUUGGAUCUUUCUCAAAACAAGUUGAGUGGAAAAAUCCCUUAUGAAUUGGUUGGACUCACUUUUCUAUCUACAUUUAGUGUUGCAUAUAACAAUCUUUCAGGAAGAAUCCCAUUUGUGCGGCAGUUCUCAACUUUCAAUAUGCAAUGCUAUGAUGGAAAUACGGAUCUCUGUGGAGAGCCUUUGCCAAGAAACUGCUCAACCACAAUCGAACUUGAACCUGAACAUGAGGGCCAAAACAAGUACGAAAAAGAAGGGGCUAGAAUAAUUGAUAAUCCUUUAUUCUUUUAUGCAUUUGUUGCUAUCUCUUAA